GCCGAGACCGGGAAGCGGCGGCAGGAGAAGCAGCAGCUGGGAGCGCGCGCUGGGGAAAUGGCCGGCGAGAUGACGGUGCUGGGUUCAGCUGUCUUGGCCCUUUUGUUGGCUGGCUACCUGGCACAACAGUAUCUACCUAUGCCUACACCAAAAGUGAUUGGGAUUGACCUUGGCACCACUUACUGCUCUGUUGGCGUGUUCCUUGCUGGCACAGGGCAAGUGAAAGUUAUAUCAGAUGAAAGUGGGCAUAACAGCAUACCAAGCAUAGUGUCAUUCACAGACACGGAUGUGUACGUGGGAUAUGAUGGCCUAGAACUAGCAGAUUCUAAUCCACAGAACACAGUAUAUGAUACCAAAAGAUUCAUAGGGAAAAUCUUCACUCCAGAAGAGCUGAAAAAUGAAAGUAGCAGAUAUCCAUUUAAGAUUUUCAGCAACAAUGGAGCAGUUGAAUUUUCAGUGACAACCAAUGAAACAUAUAACGUCUCACCUGAGUAUAUUGGCUCUCAACUGCUACUGAAAUUAAAGAGGAUGGCAGAGGAGUACCUUGGCAUGCCAGUUUCCAAGGCUGUCAUUUCAGUGCCAGCAGAAUUUGAUGAAAGGCAACGGAACUACACUAUUAAGGCAGCUAACCUUGCAGGGUUGGAGAUAUUGCGGGUAAUUAACGAACCCACUGCUGCAGCUAUGGCUUAUGGUCUCCAUAAAGCGGAUGUGUUUAAUGUUCUGGUAGUGGAUUUGGGUGGAGGAACUUUGGACGUCUCAUUAUUGAAUAAACAAGGAGGAAUGUUUCUGACACGAGCGAUGGCAGGUAACAACAAACUUGGAGGACAGGACUUCAAUCAGCGAUUGCUGCAAUACUUGUAUGAUCAAAUCCAUCGAAUGUAUGGCUCUGUGCCCUCCAGAAAGGAAGAAAUACAUCGACUUAGGCAGGCUGUGGAAGCAGUCAAGUUAAAUUUGACUCUACACAAUUCUUCUCCUGUCAGAGUUUCUCUUACCAUGCCAGAAAGGAAGGACCUAAAAGAACUUUCAGAAAGAGAACAGAUAAAAAUAAAUAACGUAAUUGCAGCCGAACCUUCACAAAUGGAAGAUGGUAUGAUAAACCUUUUAAGGGAUGACUUUUCACAAACACAGAGCAACACUGUGAAAGUUGUCUUUGAAACAGAAAUCUCAAGAAAACUAUUUGAGAUGUUGAACGAGGACUUGUUUCAGAAGAUCCUUGUGCCCGUUGAGCAGGUGCUGAAGGAAGGACAUCUACCCAAGACAGAAGUGGAUGAGAUUGUAUUAGUAGGAGGCUCCACCCGUAUUCCCCGGAUAUGCAGAGUUAUUCGAGAGUUCUUUGGAAAGGAACCCAACACCUCUGUAGAUCCUGAUCUGGCAGUGGUAAUGGGUGUAGCUAUCCAAGCUGGCAUUGUUGGAGGGUCCUGGCCCCUCCAAGUCAGUGCUGUAGAAAUUCCUAAUAAGCAUUUACGAAAAACUAACUUCAACUGAACUUCAUUGUUCUUGUCACAUUCCAUUAUUCACUGUUUCAAAAAACUGUACUCAUGACCGUGCAUAGACUUACCCAACAAACAAUGAAGCCUAGUCAUUUAAGUGUUGCUAGACCAUUGUGUGCUGGCUCUAUCAUGUUUUAAAGGUAUUAGCAAUUCAAAAAUAAUGGACACGCAUAACCCACCUCUGCCCCAUUGGUUUGUCGACUGGCUGUGGGAUGAAAACCUGAGUUGAGAGUUGUGAAAACAUGCUAUUGCCAAUAAAAUGCACACAUUUUCUUGCUAAAUUUUAUUAGCAGACCCUGAAGACUUGAAAGUGGACUGUAACCAUGAGCUUGAACCUGUGGUGGAGAUAGUAUGUACUGUGAGAGGAGGUGUAGCAGUAUUAAUGCAGACAGCUCAGGUAAUGUUCAGCUUAAUUUAUUAAACUGAGUCAGAUGAGCACUUCAAAGCACCUUUCUAAAUGCAGUUUUCCUGUUUGAAUACUAUCUAUUUGUCCACUUCACGUACGAUUCUUGUGCUGCUGUUAUAAACAGCAGUGUUAUUGCUGAAACUGUUUGUGGAUUUGUUGUCUCUUCUUAGUGUAGUCUUACUGUAAUCAAAGAAAAUUUAAGAUUUUUUUUUUAAGCUCUUUCAUGUUGUUACACUGGUGUCUGCUUUAAAAUGCAUUUUCCUAAUGGAUUCCUAUGAUUCAAUUUGUCAUCAGCUAGAGAGGCUGCUGUGGUCCCCCUGAUGUUUCUCCAGUGGGCAGACACCUGAUAAUGCCAUCAUUACUGUAGUUCCUGCCAUGCAGCCAAAACAUUUUUAUAAAGCCAAUUUUAUAUUAAUGAAAAAAACGCAUUAGGUCCUGCUAGGGUCCCAUUCAUGUUUUUCAACCAAUACAUCCCUAUCUUUUAUUUACCAUGAAAUGCAUUGGUGCUCAGCUAAGAGAAUUGCUACAGCUUCUUUUUAACAACUUUCUCCCUAAAAAUAAAAUGAAUCCAACUAUUUUUAUCUGGUGCCUAGCAUGUAGGUGUCUAUAUGUUUUCAGGUUCCUGAUGCUUUCCCACACUCUGAAUUGAACAUGGAGUGAUAAUUGUGAGUUGUAGUCUGGUAAAGAAAACCAUACAAGUAGCACAGGAACUGGAAUGUAAACAUGGUAAUAUUGAAGCCUUUUGCUUUUGAUGACUGUUUUGACUACUGGCAUCUUGUUAAAUACAAGGAACAGAAGUUGACUCCUAAAGUCUCAACUUUUGGAGGAAGGUUUUAAAGAAACUUGUCUAAUUGUGCUCUUUUUGAAGGGAUAAAAUGCUGAAUAGCCCAAUAAACUCCUUUUUAUACAUGUUAUUUUAUCCUUGGUCAACGAAGAGAGUAUUGUCAUCCCCGAACAGCAGAUAACUAAGCAAAAUUUGCUUAAUAAAUCUGACAGUUGUAUUUUUUAAUGUGAGAUCUAAUAACUUGAUUUUAAAUCUUUUGCUAUCUACUACAUUUGAGACUUUUCAGGAAUAAGCUUGCACUUAAUUUAAAAAACAUGGUUUUGAUGGAAUGUGUCUGCCCUACCAUUUUAAAGUGGCCUUGUCUCUGAGUUUACAAAGUAUUUCAGACAAUGCUGCUAGUAGCUUUUGAACUGUAACCAAGGAAAACCAAGAAGCUUUCUGUAUGGGAAAAUACUUUAAGUGGUUGUACUAUUGCAAAAAUUAACAGGAGUGGGUAUGUAAUUCUUGAAACUACUUUUUUUAAGAAUGACUAAACUUAAAGUUGAAGUCCCUUCAAAGAAAUAAUGGACAAAUAUCAGUAUGCAGUACAAUUCUCUCAAGUACCAUGCAGAUGCUAUUUUAGGCCCUUAUCUUGCAAAUACUUCUAUGUUUACUUUGCAUAUGUGCAGAAAUCUUUGCAAGAGUUAGGGCUUACUCUGUUGUAAGUCUUAUUCAUAGCUGCUUUUUUUUUUUAAAAGGGGUUUAGAAUUACAAUUGAUCUUAAAAUGCUAAUUUUUGUUUUCAACACUAUUUUUGUGUAUGAAACUAGCAGGAUUAACUGAUUGCAUAAAAUCAGAAUCAAAUCAUAGCUAAUUAAAGUGAACCAGAAAAGCUUUAAGACAUGGGAAGUUUGGAAGGGGCUUCAGAGGAAUUUCAAAAUGUGAGACUUGAAACAAAAAUAGGGCUUUAAAAAUUUUCUAAAGUCUGGGAGGAUGGCAACAUUGUCCAGUAAGUGGACUUUUCAUUUCCAUAAGUGUAAGUCUACAAAUAUAUUUUGUUUUAAGGAUGGAUGGGUUGUUUACUUGAAAAGUUUCCAAAAGGGAUGCAGCUUUUUAGCCAGAAACUUUUCAUAGAGAAGUUAACAUGCAUAAGACAUCUCCUAAUGCAUGGUCUAUUUAAUAUUUUUAAAACUACCUUGUGUGGUUGCUAAAUUUAAGUGCAACUAAGUUAUUUAUUUUGUAUCUAAUACUAGUUUUGGUACUCUAUUUUGGCACAAACAGCUGAAUUUUAAACAAAGAGUAAUAUUGCACCUUGUGUAUUUUUCCCUGUGCACAACUUACUAUGAAGGUCCUUCAUUUAACUAAAUGACACUGUUUUGAAGAUUGGAGUCCUGUUUUUAAGACUAGUCCUAUUUAAAUCUUGGUGCCUGUAGCUUUAGCCCUGUAACACCUAUCUUUAUUUAAGUGUUUACGUAGCUGAGGUUCAGGGGAGGGCAGUCCUGGAAGUGGUGAUGCCUCAUUAAUAUUAUAAAAUUUUGUCAGUUUACAGGUUGACAUGUACAUCAUCUGCAUUUGGGAAAAAUAUCAUACUUCAGAGAUAUUUAUAUACAGCCUUUUAAAAUAUGUUCUUAAAUAAAAGUAAUUGCAUAAGAUCUACCAAACUUUUGUUUCUCUUUCCCUGGGAUUUCCUUUUGGUAUGAAGCAUUACUGUUAGAAAUAAGGCAGAGCUAAGGGCAGGAAGAGAGAAGUGCACCAGUGACCUACAAGAGGUGGUAAUAUGGGCUAGAAAAGUGAAGGAGCAGCUCUAAACAACUCAAUUUAUCUAUAAUUGUUGUAACCCUUUUUAUUAAAUCAGUAGUGACAAAUAAGGUCACUAGAAACAUGCUGUAGAAAUUCUGUAUUGUGCAGAUUUGGGCAUUCCACAGACAUUGUCCAAUGGGGUUUCUGGAAAAUAAAAUCGAACUUAGCAGGAUGUGGCCUCUUAGUAAGAAUAUUUGACCUUCUCAAUAUUAACUGCAGGAGUACUUGUCAGCUGGAGCAGUGGUUCCUAAGGAGGGAUCCAGUGGCUGUGAGCAAGUUCUAAGGGAUCUGCUACCCAUGGUGGGCAUUAAACUUGCUAGGGCCCUGGGCAGAAAGCCAAAGUUCUGCCAGGCAGGACUGCAAGGAAUAUUGCAGGGGCCUGAGCCCUACCAUGUGGGGCUGAAACUGAAGCCUGAGCAACUUAGCUUCACAGUGGCCCCUGUGCAGUGGGGCCCCAAGCAAUUGCCUGGUUUGCUACCUCUUAACAGUGGCCCUGGCUUUUAUAUGCAGAAAAACAGGUGUUAUGGCCCAGCUGGGCCAUGGAGUUUUUAUAGCAUGUUGUGGGGGGGAAGUGUUGAGAAAGAAAGGAAAAAGCUUGAGAACGCCUGAUCUCGAGUCUGAUACCAUAGCACUGCAAAUGUGAACUGCCCACAUCCAUCACUGAGUGACAAGUGAGAAAAGCAGACUUUUUGAUGACAUUUGAAUGUGUAUGAAAUUGGAUAGCUAUUCUAAUAAGUAUUUAAAAGUUCCCUUUGAAUGGCUUGUAUUAGAGUGGCAACUAAAGGCAUACAAUUAAAAUAUAUAUCCAACAUCA
Malaclemys terrapin pileata is the source of this 5272-nucleotide messenger RNA. RefSeq names its product heat shock protein family A (Hsp70) member 13 (gene HSPA13). The record is from RefSeq and is a predicted model, not a curated record. Gene Ontology annotation, biological process: cellular response to unfolded protein; protein refolding; vesicle-mediated transport. NCBI's taxonomy places the organism in Eukaryota, Metazoa, Chordata, Testudines, Emydidae. The transcript is spliced from 5 exons. Gene Ontology annotation, molecular function: misfolded protein binding; ATP hydrolysis activity; ATP-dependent protein folding chaperone. Gene Ontology annotation, cellular component: cytoplasm; plasma membrane; nucleus. The coding region runs from base 58 to 1485 and encodes 475 amino acids.